This is a messenger RNA of Mycena citricolor, 825 nucleotides long. The record is from the annotation of a GenBank genome assembly. Lineage: Eukaryota; Fungi; Basidiomycota; Agaricomycetes; Agaricales; Mycenaceae.
AUGAAAACCGGCACUCCGGCCCGGCUCGACGCCCGUUCGAUCGACUUCAGCCGACUCGAAGAGCAACAAGGAGACGAAACACCCGUAAAUUUUCAUAUUCUACUUAUACAGAGUGUAUUAAAACAAAUUCCUUGUUAUCUCGUUUACACAUCGAAAGAAGUGCACGAUAUUUUGAGGAGCGGAUUCGCCGAUUCGCCGUUGUUCAACGGCACUAUCAAGGGGAUCGGACCACGCUACUGUCCGAGUAUCGAAGAUAAGUUGCGGACUUUCGCCGGCAAGGAUUCCCAUCAACUUUUUCUCGAACCCGAAGGAGCCGACACCCACGAAUACUACCUGAACGGUUUUUCGUCGUCGUUGCCAUGGGAUAUUCAGGUGGCGGCGCUGCAAAAAUCAAGGAUUCGAAAAUGUACAACUUUACCGGCCCGGUUAUGCGAUCGAAUACGACUAUUUUCCGCCGACCCAGCUCUACCAUUCGCUGGAGACGAAACUGAUCGGCGGAUUGUUUUUUGCCGGUCAGGUGACCGGAACGACAGGAUACGAAGAAGCCGCUGCACAGGGACUGAUGGCCGGAAUCAACGCCGUACUGAAACUGCGGGACGACGAACCGCUCGUACUGCGGCGCGACGAAUCGUACAUCGGGGUAUUGAUCGACGACCUGGUCACCAAGGCGUCGACGAACCUUAUCGGAUGUUCACCAGCCGCGCCGAAUACCGGAUUUUGCUCCGGCAGGACAAUGCGGAUAUCCGGCUUACGCCGAUUUCGUAUAAAAUAGGGCUUGCGGAUGAAAAAGGUAUCGAAAAACGAUGCAAAAAAAAUCGUCCGUAG